Rubroshorea leprosula is the source of this 1959-nucleotide messenger RNA. Lineage: Eukaryota; Viridiplantae; Streptophyta; Magnoliopsida; Malvales; Dipterocarpaceae. The record is from the annotation of a GenBank genome assembly.
UUUUUAUUUUCUCUUGAAUGUCUUGAGGCAUGAAUUCUUCAAUAUUUUUUAUUUUCUCUUGAAUGUCUUGAGGCAUGAAUUCUUCAAUAUUUUUUAUUUUCUCUUGAAUGUCUUGAGGCAUGAAUUCUUCAAUAUUCUUCGAUUGGAUUUGGACUCUUCAAUCUCUUAGCUACUUAAAUCUUUCUUACAACUUUCUAGUGAAUUUGCAAGGAUCUCUACAGGUUCAACUUUCUCAUUUGUCUGUCUUAGACCUUCGUAACAAUAAAUUGCAAGGUCAACUACCAGCGCCUUCGCCACAUUUAGCAUAUGUAGAUUACUCGAGCAACAAGUUUAGCUCUAUUAUACAAUUCUUCAGUAGCUCAAGUACCUUUUCCUUCAUCCUUCUUUCCAACAACAACCUUCAGGGAAGUAUUCCUGAAUCAAUUUGCGAUGCUACAAAUCUUCAAGUCCUUGAUAUGUCGAAUAAUUCCCUAAAUGGCACUAUUCCUCAAUGCUUAAAUGAGAUGCAGUUUCUUAAGGUGUUGGACUUGAGUAGAAAUAACCUCAAUGGCAACAUCUCUAAUAAAUUUUCAAGUAACUGUUCGUUACAAACACUAAACCUCAAUGGAAACCACUUAGAAGGGGAAGUUCCUAGAUCUCUAGCCAACUGUACAAUCUUGGAGGUCUUAGACCUUGGGAACAACCAAAUUAGUGACACUUUUCCAUGCCAUCUGAAGAACAUGUCUAGUUUGCGAGUCUUGGUAUUGAGGUACAACAACUUUCAUGGGCUGAUUACUUGCCCAGAUGACAAUUCCUCUUGGCCACCACUUCAAAUUGUCGAUCUUGCUUCUAAUCAUUUCAAGGGAGAACUGCCUUAUCGUUGGUUACGAACCUGGGAGGCAAUGAUGGUUGCUUCGGAUGAGUUCAAAGCCCUUGUUUUGGAGGAAGAUGUUCAUUUUGAACUUGAUCAUAACAUUCUAAUCCCUGCUGCAACAUGUUCAUAUUGCACGGAUGAUGGAUGUGGUAGAUUUCCCAGGAGAAUUCCCGGACUUUGCCUGCAGGAUACCAAUGCGGAUCUUUUUACGUCAACAACUGUGGAUAUUUUCUCCCAAGGAAUCUAUUAUCGUUAUGCAAUAACAACAACCAUUAAAGGUUCCGAGAGACGAUUGGUGAAAAUUUUAAGUCUCUUCACCUCUAUUGACUUUUCAUGCAACAAGUUUGAAAGGCAGAUACCAAAGGUUUUGGGGGAGUUCAGGGCACUCUAUGCCCUCAACUUGUCACAUAACUGUUUCAUAGGUCUAAUCCCGUCAUCUCUAGGAAACCUACAACAUCUUGAAUCUUUGGACCUUUCUAGUAACAACUUGAGUGGUGAAAUUCCUCAGCAGCUUGGAGAUCUUAAUUUCCUUGCAGUCCUUAACCUCUCACACAAUCAACUCGAAGAAAGAAUUCCAAGUGGAAGACAGCUUCAAACAUUUUCAGAAGAUUACUUUAAAGAUAAUAAAGGAUUAUGUGGGAUGCCCUUGAAGAAAAAUUGCAGUGUGCCACCAUCCAAAGAUAAACAUUCAGAUGAUGGAACAUAUAUUGACUGGAAUUUCCUAAGCAUUGAAUUGGGAUUUGUUUUUGGCUUAGGAAUUGUUAUUCUACCACUUAUGUUUUGCAAGAGAUGGAGGGUGUGGUAUUGCAAACAUAUUAAUGGUUUCUUCGCCGGUUUUGCCCUUGACUGAAUUAAAAAAGCAAAAAUCGUGGAAGGAGAUUUCCUAAGAGUACCAAAACACGGUUGAGGAACAAGCAACAGUGAGGAGAAUUGCAAGGACGAUUCUUGAAACUUUAAUCUGUGUUGUAUGCCUACUUUUUUCAAUGUCAAAACUCAUACCUGUUACAAAGGUACAUGUGAUUUAUGUUUUGCUUUGUAUUAAUAUAUAUGUUGUAUUAUUAUGUGUAACCAAACAUAUAUCUUGCUAUUAAAAACUAUUUUAGUAU